Triplophysa dalaica is the source of this 4254-nucleotide messenger RNA. It is a transcript of the gene cep15, whose product is annotated as centrosomal protein 15. The record is from RefSeq and is a predicted model, not a curated record. The transcript has 5 exons. Lineage: Eukaryota; Metazoa; Chordata; Actinopteri; Cypriniformes; Nemacheilidae. Bases 140 to 574 code for a protein of 144 amino acids.
CUGUAUUUGGUAGUUAUGGUUACAACAAGAAUUGCAGGUUAGUACAAAUAAUGACUUGUUUUACUCUGAUUUGCUAGCGCUAACACUAAAUUCAGAUAUAGCUUUAUAAAUCAACAGCUGCGGUUAUACUGAAACUCAAAUGGCUUCAGCUGCACAAGAAGAGUUUGAACUCGGCAAGAAAGAUGAAGAGAUAUUGGAGAAAAGAGCAUUAUUGUUACAGCAGAUGGAAGCACUGUAUGAACAGCAGAAAGCUAAGAAGAAACAACAAUGUCUGAUGUCUCAAGCUGCACACAAGAGGAAUGCUCAGAUACUUCAGGACUUUGAGAAUGUUGAAAAAAAUCUUCAUACAAGACAGCUCCUUCAUCCGGAUGUUAUCCACCUCGAGACUCGCUAUUGGGCCUCAGUUGAACAGAAACUUCCAGAAUGGGAGCAGUAUUUGUUGGGUAAAGGACAGGCCCCAGUGAGUGAGACUGGAACAUCAUUUGGACAACAGAGACAGAGAUCUGGACAACAUCCCUCACCUGCACAUGGCAGGGGGAAAGAUGGCAAACCCCAGCCCAGCCUAAUUGGAUGAUCAAACCAGUGCAGGGUGACACGGAGUGGCGGCUUGACAAACGCGAUCAUCUGGAUGGUCAGGGUUGAAGUGGUGGUGGUUGGCAGCUGCCCUUCCUCCUCAGCUGGGACUCUUGCCCCUGAGGUCAGGGUACCAGUCAGGGGUUUCAAAUAGGGGGGGAUGUAGACCACAGAAGGGUGGAGAAUUCUGGUGGUGGGUGGAGGGCAAGACAGCAAAUUAUCCAAAAGGAUUUUGAAGAGCACGAUCUGGAGCCUUUCCAAAUGACUAGCUCUGCAUUAUGUAUUCUAAUGGAGAAAGCCCUGAGGUGGAUUGGCUACGGACACCACUGCCAACAGAGGCUGUCAGAGACCCAGCACAGGCCAAGGCCAAAUGUUGUAGAUGGGCUCGAGGCUUUAAACACCUGGAAAUCAGCCAGAUCUCCAGAAUGAUCUUAUAAGCUAAUAGAACAAAGUUCAUUAUCACCCUACAUCUGUGUAACUCCAGACUGCACAUGAUAGUCCCGUUGUAAUGGUAAUAUUAACCAUUUUAAAAAGAUUCAUUUCACAAUAUUUUUGAUAUAUGGAUUUCUUAAUAUUAGGAAGUCUUCAACAUAUAAAUUAUAACAUUUUCUCUUUACCGAAGCAAAGCAUACUUGUCUUAGAAACACACCGCCCAUUGCGCCCAAAAGUGCUUUUCACAACUAAAGAUCUCACAUACCAUUGUAAAUGUAGUGCACUUAAACACAAAUAGCUUCUGCUCGGGAGACUGUUAGGGAAUUCUCUCCAUUCUUGAAACGACGAUUCCAGCACUAAAGGACUCCUGAUGUGUUUUUGUUCUGGCUAAGUUAUACGUUUUAUAAGGAUUGAUUUUGAGUUUUAUUUUCUUCCUUCCCUCAUAAGAACCAUUCAAUCCAAGUAGUCAAAACAUCCACUCCAUCAUGGCAUUUGAAGUAUUUAUGGGUGUCUGGUUGAGUAGUCGGCAUGUGUUGGGCUGCAGCGGUAUAACAGUGUUUAUUGUCCACAUAAGAUGUGUAUAUUUAAUACCAAACAUCUGUUAUUUUUACAGGGUUCGACCAGACUUCAAAACUGUGAAUAAACCCACUAUAAAUGAGUAAUUGACAAAUUGCCCCUUAUCAAAUUUUGCAUUCUAACCUGGUGUUUUGAAGAGAGCACUAGUUUAACAGCAGGAUUUUGGUCUGAGUUAAUUAAAUCCCAUCCACUGGGAAACAGGGAGUGGAGAUUGUCCUAAAGGGGCAUCCUGGGUCAAAAGAUUAGCACCGGACAUCCCAGAUUUACUGCUCCUGCCAAACAAUGAGACUGAUUUCAGGUCAGACCUCAAUAGAACAGAUAUCUAUUGGAGGUCUGCUGAUUAGAUUUUUCUUCAGUCCAUCUUUGGUCUAAUCUAAUGCAUCAUCCUUAAUGCUUGUUAAUGGUGCACUGAGAUUGUCGAAUCUGGAACAGAUUGUUUUGAGUUCAGACCUUCGUCUCUACAGUGUCGAAGAGGGGACAGAAGGUCCCCUUCAGCUGUGUGGCCCGAAGCCUUCAAGACUGCUUCUGAAUGGAGGUCAUACCCGAGACUGACAUUGAUGUAAUUCCGGCGAGGCAGAGUCCCCGUUCACCGCUACCAUUCGGCUGCCUCCACACCUUAAAGCAAUGAAGCUCCUUCUCUGAGCGUGCCCUUGACGAUCAGGCCCAACGCUGCAUGCCACUCAGGGCCUAUAGUGGGGGCAGCUUGGGUAACGUCUGAUCCCACGCAUUUAGGAAUGUGAAUACGUACACACAAAGCUUGGCCUACUAACUGCGGUUGUAGAUUGAUUUGCUUGUUUUUGUGAUUUUUCAUCUGUCAGUUUACAGGUUGUCUCAGUUAUUGUUUGAAUGGAUAUUCACAGCCUGCCUACUCAAAUUACACAACAUAUUGUCAGGUCGACCUUCUUUAUCAUUUUGGACUAAGUAAGUGUACGGAACACCAUGCGGUCGCUUGGCCGAGUCUGUCUUUCCAGCGCCGUUACGUAGGAACGGGUCCAAAGAGCGCGAGCCCGACGCUCAUUAACUUUCCCCUUGGCGCUCUACAAUGCGUCUCGCGAGCGCUUUGUGCCAAGAAGCGAAGCUUCUCUUAACAAGUACUACAACUAUCCCGCUCUUCUCCAACUGGGAGAGAAAUAGCUUUCUAAAACGAUGGAUGGAGGACGGUUUAAUUAGAAUUUCAUUUGGGCUAAACUGAGAGAAACGACGCGGUUAACAUUUGGCGGAUUUAAUUGGGCCCUAUUCUUCCUCGUCUGCUUAAAAAUGCCGAAGCUACCCCCGUUAAUCUUCCAUUUACAAUCAAUUGAGUUGACCAAACAAAAGUCUGGGUCUUCUUUUCUUCCUGUCUCAACCGGGCUUUUGUCGCUCGUAAAUGCCUCGAUUUCGGCUGAUCUCCGUCGUGUACAUGCUCUCCGCCGUUGACAGUUCAUUAAUGCGCUCUUGUCCCUAUAAUCCCUCUCGCCGCGUAACAUGUGCAUGCAGUAAUGAGCUCCCUUGUCAAUUAACAUGUUUCUAGAAGCAAAGCUGGUUGCUCAGACGUUUGAGAGGUAGGCUAAGUGCGGAAAAAGGCCAACGAGACUGCCUUUAGGUUGUUUUCUUCUCUGCAAUCUUUUUGGGCGCUAUGUAGACAAGAUAGGCAGCUUUGCACAAAAGAGAUUUUUGUACCCCACACAAACAUGUCUUUUGGUGAGACCCGCCCCCACUGGUAUUUUCCCAGACCUCUUCACCACCGUAAAUGCUUUACUCUUUAUCAUUUUUUGAGGAUGUCACAUGGGAUGUCCGUCCACACAGCAUUCGUUUGUUAAUUAUUAGGCCAAUACCUUAAAAAGUGUUUGAAUUUAACUAUUGAAGCAGUUGCAUAUAAACGAGUUCAAAAUCAAAUAAUCUUCGGCACAAUAUUAUAUAUUACACGAUACAAUAAAAUAAAACUGAUAAUAAACAAUCAUUUUAUAUUCAUUGGGAAUUAGUAAAAUAAUCGAUUCUUAAUUUGAUAUUUUUUAGCCUACUUUAUACAUUUUUAAAAAUAUGCUACUUUUGUUGUAACAAAAUUUAUUUUUAUAAUAAAGUUGACAUUUCUCACUAAACAUGGUUUUAUGUUUAUGAAGUUUAUGAAUCCAAUAACACAAAUAGUAAUUUGUAAAGCUCUCAAGACAUGGUUAUUCCUCUUGAAACAUGAUUUCUUGUUUUAUAAAAUCACGCCUGAAUUGCACGUGGGACUAUUUUUGGAUGCAGAUGAAGGAAAUAAAAACACUUCUGUUCAAACACAAUUUUAGAUUCUUGCCACUAAGGAGGUGAAUAGGCCAGUCAACUAGUAAUAUUAGUCUUCCUCUUGGUCCCAAGUCAUGGACAUAAUUGCUAAUUGGGCUGUAAUUGGGAGACAGAGAUUUGAGAUCACGCGCUUGUCUCUCAUCAAAAUUUCUGUUAGCUUGUAAGGAUAAUAUUGUUCCAGGAUCGUGCGCAGAAUACAUUAUUGUUUAUUAAAGCUGCCACAAUGUGGAGCAGUGUAGUCCAUUUUCCACCUUCUGAUGAACACGACUCGAUGCGCCGAAGCUUCCCAUGAGGCUCUUUAGUUGAUUAACGUAAUAGGCUUUCAAGAGUCCAUGUUUUAUCUGAUAAUUUGAGCCAUUAAACUGAAGUCAAGAGGCGAAAUCGUGUAUCGAAUGUCUAAAUGAAACCACA